AAAGUUUAUAAGACAAUCCCACUCUCCGCCUUUCUGCCCUGCCUGUGUCACAGCUCCAAGGUCCGGUCGAAAGAAAGGGGACCUUGUCGGAGGCUGGGACCGGGUUCAUUGACCAGCGUUACACUGCAGGUCACGGCGGGACAGAGGAGCAACAGGCUGCCAGUGAGAGAUUGAAUCCAGCAGUCACAAUGGCAGACAGCGGGAAGACUAAUGAGAGUGGAGCUGCAGCAGCAGAACAAGCUAAUGGAGACCAGCAGAAUGUUGUCUCCCGAGUAAGCAACUUGCCCCUGGUCAGUUCAGCUUGUGAGGUGGUUUCCAGCGCCUACAGUAGCACCAAAGGCAAUGUGCCCUUGCUAAAGGGAGUGAUGGAUGUAGCAGAGAGUGGGGUCCGAACCCUGGGAGCAGCUGCCACCACCGGGUCCAAGCCUCUCUUGGACAUGAUAGAACCACAGCUUGCCACAGUAAAUGAGUAUGCCUUGAAAGGACUGGAUAAGAUGGAAGAGAAGCUGCCCAUUCUUCACCAACCAGCAGACAAGGUGGUGUCGAACACAGUGGGCAUGGUGUACCAGUCGGUGGCGGGCGCCAAAGACGCCGUGGUGGGGGCUGUGAUGGGUGGUGUCGAGCUGACCCGGGCAGCAGUCAGCGGAGGUAUCAGCACCGUCAUGGGCACCAGGAUGGGCCAGAUGGUUAGCAGUGGGAUGGGACUGGCCCUCAGCCGAUCCGAGGACUGGGUUGACCAGAACCUACCGCUCACUGAGAGGGAGCUGGCUGCUGUAGCUGAACCUGUCACCAGUGAGGUGACCACCUUGUCAGACAGCCCCAGCUACUUUGUCCGCUUGGGGAAACUCUCAGCCAAGGUACAGGAGCGAGCCCUACAGCACUCACUGGGGCGUGCACGGCAUGCCAGGGAUGCCACCUAUGCUGCAGUGGCUCAGAUUACCAGCACCCUGGACCUGCUAGAGAGUGCCCGAACCAGCCUGGGUACCGCCAGUAACCAGAUAGGAGGAGCCUCAGAGCAGCUGCUGCAGCGCUGGACAGAGUGGAAGCAGAAGCAUGCUGGAGCUGGACAGACUGAGUCGGAGCCAGACGGGACCAAAGAUGAAUCUGAGAAGCUGGAAUGGCGGGCCCUCUCCAUGGUGCGUGGUCUGAGCGACCAGCUGCGGUCAGCGUGCUCCAAUGUGGUUUCAAGUGCUCAGGGUCUGCCAGGUGCAGUCCAGGACCAGCUGACCAGCGCAAGGCAAUCAGCUGAAGAACUGCACUCCUCUCUGGGGAGCACCAGCACUCUCACACCCCUUCUUCUGGAGCGGAGCCGUCACCACCUGACCCAAGUUCAACAGUCACUGGAUGGUGUCAUGGAGUAUCUACUAAACAACACACCACUCAACUGGCUGGUGGGACCCUUUGCCCCUCAGAUCACUGAAAAGACUGAGGGAGAUGUGGCGAUGGAGCAGGCUAGCCCAAACAACUAGACUUCACGACUUGUGUUGUGUUUCUCCAUGAGUUAAUAAUCGGUGUGGUGACAGAAGACUGAGGUUUACUGUAGAUUAACCAUUUUUAAAUGCAUUUACAUCUGCUUGCUAUAACGAAAGAGAAAAUUCAUUUAAUCAUGUUAUCUUUAUGUAGUCACUAAAUUUGAACUACUUUUGAAUGACACUACAUUUUUGAUGUAACUAACCACUGAACUUAAAGCUCUGACCUGUGGCCUUAAAGAAAUUUAUACAUUUCUGCACUUUAUUAUUUAUGCUGGAAUAGAGAACUGUAUUUUUUACAUAUGAUGCAGACUAAUCUAUGUCUUUGUUUGAAAGUAUUAGUGCCUAAAAAGAAUUCAAAGCAUUCCCAAAAACUAAGCAAGUUUUUUAUUGCCAAGAUCAUGUUAGGGGCUCCUAGAUUCCUUAUAAAUAUGACACAUGCACACAUCUUAAGUAUCACGUGGAGUUCAUAAUGCAUUUCAUUUGCUUUUAGAUCUGCAGUUUUAAUUUCAGUACUCUGUGUCUGAACCUUGGUGAGUGUGUACAAGCAACUGUCAAUGAACUGAUAUGCCAAUAAAUUGUGGACACAG
Lates calcarifer (barramundi perch) is the source of this 2059-nucleotide messenger RNA. It is a transcript of the gene plin3, whose product is annotated as perilipin 3. The coding region runs from base 189 to 1469 and encodes 426 amino acids. Gene Ontology annotation, biological process: positive regulation of triglyceride storage; lipid storage. The record is from RefSeq and is a predicted model, not a curated record. Lineage: Eukaryota; Metazoa; Chordata; Actinopteri; Centropomidae. The transcript has 8 exons. Gene Ontology annotation, cellular component: cytosol; lipid droplet.